CUAAAGCUCAAGUCAGUUUGUGAGGCGAGCUGAAAAUGAGAGGUCCUGUACAAAUCGUCAGCUUUUCCUGCUUCCUGUUUUCUGUUACCUUUGUGCAAGGUCAAGAAUGUCUUGGAGAGGACAUUACUUAUGAAAACACACAACCAGUUGUAAAUGUUUCAUACGCUGAUGGUGAAACAGUAGACGUGAACUGCAUGACAGGUUAUAUCGGCUUUUAUAAGUUAAAGUGUAAAAAUGGGCAAUGGCUGACGUUCAUUGCACGAAGAUGCUCAAAGAAAAAAUGUGGUCACCCAGAGGAAACACCAAAUGGUUAUUUUAAACUUAUAGAGGGGAGAGAUUAUACUUAUGGAGCAACAGUGGAGUAUACUUGCAAGACAGGGUAUGAAAUGACAAGCAGAAUCAAUCACCGUACCUGCAGAGCUCAAGGAUGGGACAACGCCGUCCCUGUCUGUGAGGGAUGUCUUCGAGAGGACAUUAAAUAUGAAAACACAGAACCAGUUGAGAAAGCUUCAUACGCUGAUGGUGAAACAGUGAGAGUGAACUGCAUAACAGGUUAUACUGGCUUGUAUAGAUUAAACUGUGAAAAAGGAGAAUGGAAAAAAUCCAUUGAGCGACCAUGUGCAAAGAGAAGAUGUAGUCAUCCGGGCGACACACCAAAUGGUGAUUUUAAACUUAUAGAGGGGACAGAGUACGUUUUUGGAACAACAGUUGUGUAUAAUUGCAAGAAAGGGUAUGAAAUGGCAAGCAGAAUCAAUCACCGUACCUGCAGAGCUCAAGGAUGGGACAACGCCGUCCCUGUCUGUGAGGGAUGUCUUCGAGAGGACAUUAAAUAUGAAAACACAGAACCAGUUGAGAAAGCUUCAUACGCUGAUGGUGAAACAGUGAGAGUGAACUGCAUAACAGGUUAUACUGGCUUGUAUAGAUUAAAGUGUGAAAAAGGAGAAUGGAAAAAAUCCAUUGAGCGACCAUGUGCAAAGAGAAGAUGUAGUCAUCCAGGCGACACACCAAAUGGUGAUUUUAAACUUAUAGAGGGGACAGAGUACGUUUUUGGAACAACAGUUGUGUAUAAUUGCAAGAAAGGGUAUGAAAUGGCAAGCAGAAUCAAUCACCGUACCUGCAGAGCUCAAGGAUGGGACAACGUCGUUCCUGUCUGUGAGGAAGUAACCUGUGAGCUGAAGUCAACCACAUAUGGAGUAAAAAAGAUCAAGCCUGCGGGAACAACUAUUUUCAGAGCUGGAGAAAGUGUGGAGAUCACCUGCUCUGAAAAACACUGGUUCUUUGGUACAAAAGUAACGAGCAGAUCAUUUACAUGCAAAGAUAAUGGAGAGUGGGACUAUGAGCCUGUUUGUGCAGAGAUUACAUGUGAAACUCCAUAUGACCAGCAUGUGUAUUACCCAUCCUAUUACUUCAGCGGAGAUAAGAAACUGGGAGCAAUAAAAUCGUACAGUUGUGAGUCUGGAUAUCGUAAAACAGCAGAAGAGGUCACAUGCACACGAGACGGAUGGACACCAAAACCACUGUGUGCUGAAAUAAUGUGUGCAGUGCCUAAAAUCCUAAAUGCGGAGACUGUAGGACAUUGGCAACCACACUACAGAAUCAAUUCAAGAAUACAAUAUAAAUGUCAUCUUGGAUUUGAACCAGAGGAGCCUGUACAAAUCACCUGUGAUUCCCAGGGCCAGUGGAGAGGCGUACAGCAAUGCACAGAAGUAACUUGUCAGUUUGAGUCAACCAUACCGGGAGUAAAAAGGAUUAACCCAGAGGGAAAAACUGUUUUCAAAGUUGGAGAAAGCGUGGAGAUCAUCUGCUCUGAAAAAAACUUAUUUUUUACAAAAGAAACCAGCAAAUCAUUUACAUGCCAAAUUAAUGGAAAGUGGGACAGUAAACCUGUUUGUGAGAUUACAUGUGAAGUUCCACGUGACCAGCGUGUGAGUGGCCCGGAAUAUUCCUUCAGUGGAGAUAUGAAAUUAGGAGCAAAGAGAUCGUACAGUUGUGAGUCUGGAUAUCGUGAAACAGCAGAAGAGGCCACAUGCACACGAGACGGAUGGACACCAAAACCACUGUGUGCUGAAAUGUGUGCAGCACCUAACAUCCCAAAUGCAGACAUUGUUCGAGGUCAGAGCCAAAAAUACGGAGUCAAUUCAAUAAUAGUAUUUAAAUGUCAUCCUGGAUUUGAACCAGAGGAGCUUUUUGAAAUCAUCUGUGAUUACCAGGGCCAGUGGACAGGCUUACAUCAGCAAUGCGCAAAGUCUUGCCGUGAUCUAUCUGUGACAAAUGGCUUCACAGGCAGCCAAUCCUCCAACAAGGAAGCAAUCUUUUACUCCUGCAACACGGGUUAUAAACCAUUCACUGGAAACUGGUGGGAUUCAGUGACAUGCAGCAAAGGAUCUUGGUCUGACGAGCCUCGCUGCAUCCGAGAGGAAGAAUGUGGUGCUCUUCCUAGUGUUCACCAUGGAAAACUAAAGCAAACCCGUCGUGAUCGAGAAACUGCUGAAGUGGAAUGUGAUCCAGGGUUCAUAUCAACUGAACCCUUCAUAAAAUGCACCAAUGGUAGAUGGGAGACACCAGUGUGUAAGGAGGAUGUGCGUUGUGGCAUUCCUCCAAAUGUGGAAAAUGCAGUCAUAACAUCUAAACCUGAAGAAUUUUAUCCUGAUGGAUCUAGCUUAACAUACAUAUGUCGAAGCUCAUACUUUAUCAGUGGAGAAAGAACAGUUUCCUGUCACAAUGGAACAUGGGGAAAAACACCAACAUGUCAAGAUGAAGGUCAGAUCCCCACUUGUGGACCACCACCAGACGUGAACGAUGCAGAUACAAUAGAAAUAACAAGAAAAGAAUACAAUACAGGGGAGAGAGUUGAAUACAGCUGCUUUAAUAAAUUCACUUUGGAUCUGCGUCAAUCUUUCUCCAAAUACUUGACCUGUGAGCAAGGAGAAUGGAGAGGGAAGAUUAGGUGUUUAAAGCCCUGUACAGUGACGGUGGAGGAAAUGGAUAGAAGAGGUAUAGAGUUGGCCCAUGUUAAUCGGCAAAAGAUGUUCGCACCACAUGAUGAUCACAUCAACUUUAUGUGUAAGAGGGGCAAAGUUUCAGUAGGUUCUGCCCUAAGACAACAGUGUAAUGAUGGAGUGAUGGCUUUACCUGAGUGUGUGAGACAGUGAGAGUAAAACAUUGUUGAAGCAACAAAAAUAAAUGUAGCAAAUAAAAAAAUAUUGUUCCCAAUUCAA
This is a messenger RNA of Sinocyclocheilus grahami, 3218 nucleotides long. Its product is annotated as complement factor H-like. Bases 36 to 3152 code for a protein of 1038 amino acids. The transcript is spliced from 21 exons. NCBI's taxonomy places the organism in Eukaryota, Metazoa, Chordata, Actinopteri, Cypriniformes, Cyprinidae. The record is from RefSeq and is a predicted model, not a curated record.